AUGCUCAGAAACGCAACUCACUCCGGUUCUUGGUACAGUAAUCAAGGUUCUAAAUUGAACAAGGAACUUGAUCAAUGGUUGGGAAGAGUUCCACCCCAUAUAGAAGAAGGUCUCCCUACUCCGGUCCCAGGUGCUCGAGCAAUUAUUGCGCCGCAUGCCGGAUAUUCCUAUAGCGGACCAGCCGCCGCAUACGCCUACAAAUGCAUUGAUCCCGAUUUCGUGAAACGCGUUUUCAUCCUUGGUCCUUCUCAUCAUGUGUAUCUCACCAAAUGCGCACUUUCAAAAUGUUCUCAGUACAAAACACCAUUGGGUGAUCUUACUUUGGACACAGAUGUGAUCAACAAGUUACGUGCCACCGGUCAUUUUGACGAAAUGACUUUGGACAUCGAUGAGGAUGAGCAUAGCAUCGAGAUGCACCUCCCGUAUACUUACAAGAUCUUGGAAAAUAAAAUUGAUUCCAUCAAAAUCGUUCCUAUUUUGGUCGGAUCAUUGUCCGAGUCCAGUGAAGCCUUUUAUGGAAAGUUGUUUAGUCCUUAUCUCGCAGACCCAUCAAACUUAUUCAUCAUCUCAUCAGACUUUUGUCACUGGGGACAUCGAUUCUCGUACACUUAUUACUCGGAUUCACCGGAGAAGGCCUUCUCUCUUUCUCGUAAAUCAAAUAAAUCACUCACCAUUCCAAUACACGAAUCUAUUGAAAGACUUGACCAUGAAGGAAUGACCAUCAUAGAACAUAUAAAUCACGAGGAAUUCGCCUCUUAUCUAUCGAAAACAAAGAAUACUAUUUGCGGAAGACAUCCCAUUGGUGUACUCUUAUGCGCGAUUGAGGCAUUGCCGAGCAAUCCUGAUACCGCUGAUGGAGAUAAAAGUAAACCUCGAAUUCGUUUUGUGCAUUAUGCUCAAUCCAGUAAAGUGACUCAUGAGAGUGAUAGCAGCGUUAGCUACGCGUCAGCUUAUGUGUAUUUACCGUGA
Molecule: messenger RNA, 969 nt
Organism: Acaulospora morrowiae
Lineage: Eukaryota; Fungi; Glomeromycota; Glomeromycetes; Diversisporales; Acaulosporaceae
Source: the annotation of a GenBank genome assembly